UCUGCUGUCAUUCAUGGGGAUCAUGUAUGGAGAUGGAGACCGGCUCGGACCCCCCCGGAGGGACUGCACGUGUUACCUGGGACCCCCGACCAGCUUGAUUCCCAUCGGAAUGCGUAAAUCCCCCGAGGUGAGUCCCAGAAGGCUGUCCGACAUCAGCCCCCAACUCCGCCAGCUCAAGUACCUGGUGGUGGAUGAAUCGAUUAAAGAGGACCUGAAGUCAUCUCGAUCGGUUGAGGACAUCAACAGCGCGUCCAUCGAGGAGAGGAUCUUGAGAAUCACGGGCUAUUAUGGCUACCAGCCGUGGAAUGCCGUUUAUAAGAGGGAGGACCGGCCGAGGGAGAACAUCGUGGGCAACGCAGAUGGACAGGCGAUGGUGGGCGGAGCAGGGGUGGAGUCAGGGGCAGGGAGGCAGCGAUUACACUGCUGUGUUCGAGUGACAGCCAUCCAAGUGCGAAAAGCAAUAUGGGGCGUGGCCAUGGUGAUGUGUGUGUGCUCAUCAUGGGCAGGCUCCACCCAGCUGGCCAAGCUGACCUUCAAGCAGUACGACGCACCGUUCACUCUCACAUGGUUCACCACAACGUGGAACUGCCUCUUCUUCCCUCUAUAUUACAUCGGCCACCUGUGCAAGAGUCCUGAGAGACAGACACCAAAACAGAGGUUUAGAGAGUGCUGUCGGUUCUUCGGAGACGAUGGACUGACGGCGAAGGUGUUCUUUACUAAAGUGGCCCCUUUCGGCCUGCUGUGGAUUAUGACAAACUACCUGUACCUUCAGGCUCUGAGAAAGAUCAACAGCACCGAUGUAUCGGCCCUCUUCUGCUGUAACAAAGCCUUUGUCUUUCUGCUGUCCUGGAUCGUACUGCGGGAUCGCUUCAUGGGUGUCAGGAUUGUUGCUGCCAUUCUGGCCAUCGCUGGAAUCGUGAUGCUGACCUACGCUGAUGGCUUUCACAGUCACUCUGUUAUCGGCAUAACGCUUGUAGUGGCCUCUGCAUCUGCCUCUGCCCUCUAUAAGGUGCUCUUCAAGCUUGUCUUGGGCAGCGCCAAGUUUGGAGAGGCGGCUCUAUUUCUGACCAUUGUCGGAGGUGCAAACUUUGUCUUUAUGAGCUUUGUGCCAGUUAUACUGUACUUCACACAUGUUGAGUACUUCACAUCCAUAGCUGAUCUUCCCUGGGCCUGCCUGUGUGGAGUAGCUGGACUCUUACUAGCAUUCAAUAUUCUGGUGAAUUUUGGCAUUGCCAUUACAUACCCUACACUCAUUUCACUUGGCAUUGUGCUGAGUGUCCCAGUCAAUGCAGUGGUGGACCUGUACACCUGUGAUAUCCACUUCAACACAGUGCGACUCAUCGCUGUGUUCAUCAUCUGUCUGGGCUUCCUGAUGCUGCUGUUACCGGAGGACUGGGAUCAGUGUUUGAUUGAGCUCGGCACCAAACUCAGAAAGCGGGAACAGCCUGUUGAGCCGGCUGAGACUGGAACCAGCUCAGGACUCAACUGGACCCGACGGGCCAGGACCUCCAUUUCAACGUUUUCCCACUGACGCACUCACCUUCUCCCAUCCAGUGACUGGAUGAUACUGGGAAGAGCAUUCAUUCAUAAUAUUUCUCAGUCAAUGAGGUUCCAUAGGCCAUAAUUGACCAUAAUGCACAUUAUAACAAAAACUGUCCAAAAGCAUUUUUUUUUUUUGCAGUUCUCCCAACUGUAAGUGGAUUUGCUUGGUAAGUGGUAAGCUUGGGUCUUUAUUUGAAACUCAAGAGCAGGGGUCUCAAACUACCGAUCUAUGGGUCAAAUUUGACCCAUGAAAUGAGUCAAGUGUUAAUAGGCUAUCCUUAAAUCCAG
Molecule: messenger RNA, 1830 nt
Organism: Sinocyclocheilus rhinocerous
Lineage: Eukaryota; Metazoa; Chordata; Actinopteri; Cypriniformes; Cyprinidae
Product: putative thiamine transporter SLC35F3
Exons: 8
Coding region: 14-1531 (505 amino acids)
Cellular component (GO): membrane
Source: RefSeq, a predicted model, not a curated record